Molecule: messenger RNA, 327 nt
Organism: Dibothriocephalus latus
Lineage: Eukaryota; Metazoa; Platyhelminthes; Cestoda; Diphyllobothriidea; Diphyllobothriidae
Source: the annotation of a GenBank genome assembly
AUGAAUGCACAGAGCUCCCGAAGUCACAGCCUCUUCAUUGUUCAAAUCAGCCAGCGCAACGUGGAUACGGGACAGGCCCUUGAUGGGCGUCUGAACUUAGUGGAUUUGGCAGGCAGCGAAAAGGUUUCAAAAACCGGCGCCGAAGGCAAUACACUGGAUGAAGCUAAAAUGAUCAACAAGUCCCUCUCAACGCUGGGCAACGUCAUUAAUGCCCUUGUUGAGGGGAGCGUAAGUCUUUUUUUAUGCCCGGCACCCUACAGUAGAUUCCCUAUAUCAUUAAAUGUCACCUGGAAUUCUCAAAAUGCGUUUUCUAUUCAAACAUCUUAA